Phytophthora infestans T30-4 is the source of this 3387-nucleotide messenger RNA. RefSeq lists its product as uncharacterized. Lineage: Eukaryota; Oomycota; Peronosporomycetes; Peronosporales; Peronosporaceae. The transcript is spliced from 3 exons. The coding region runs from base 1 to 3387 and encodes 1128 amino acids. The record is from RefSeq and is a predicted model, not a curated record.
AUGACAGCGAGCAAGACAAUCAACGCGCAAAAGCACAAGAAAUUCGCCAGUAACAACAAGUAUUCAGGGCGAACGCACAGCAGCUCGACGGACGGACGUCGGCAGCGUGCCAGGAACGCUAUAACACCUAUACAAGCAGCUAUGAUGCAGACGCAGCCUCUACCUACUUGCGAUGAGUACGAUCCGCUGGACGCACACUUGGACGAGCUGGAGGAACCCGGCGCCAAUUUCCUGCAAGACUUUAUCGUGGCUCCGCAGAGCGACACGCCGCUCAGCAACUCGAAUGGAUAUACAUCCGAAGAAUCAGAUUACUCGGUAGUGACCCCGUCCGAUGAGCAGAACUACCAGGACAUGUCGUUCCUGCAAGCUGCCAACACCAGCGAGCUCGUAGACGUGGUGGGCGACCUGAGUACAGGCGACUUAACCACCGUAGCCCCUCAGCAACAGCAGAAGUUUGCAGGAAAAGUCAUCAAGGGGAAAACCUCCAAGUAUCGCGGUGUAACACAGACAAGCAAGACCUCAUGGGGCGCAAAGUACAGCGCGAAACGCAUCACUAACACGUGCAAGACUCCCGAGGAGGCUGCUCACGCAUAUGACGAGUAUUUGAAGGUCAAUUAUCCGCAAAAGUUCGCCAAGUUCGCCAAUUUUUGCGAUAAAUGCGGCAACUUUGUGAACCCGCUGGGCCUGCCACAGUUUCAGAGCGAAUGCGCGUGCUCCAUGAGCUCCCCCACGGGCUCCACCACGCUCUCACCCAAGAAGGAAAUCUUCGACCGACAGCAGAUCGCAACCCCCACAGCUACGCCGUCGCUGGCUCCUACCACCGCCCCGUCUCCCGCUGCAGGACCUUCAACCAUAUCUUCAAAUUCGAUGUUGAACAUGAUGGGGACUUCCAGCCACAUCUUGGACUUGAAUCCUGCUGAAGAAGAGAACCAAAAUGUCCUUCGCUCCAGCAAUUUGUCGGUGGGGUCGCUCAAAUUCAGUUUUUCAGAGGACACGGAGCAGUUUUUCGCCGAAUCUUUCAACGAUGUGGCCAAAAUGUCGUCCGAACUGGACGGCACUGCUCUGGUGGACGAACAACAGCAGCAACAGGACCAAAAGCGGGACAGUUUGCCGAUUGCAGUCAUCAGCUCGGCUGUGGACUCGUUCACUCAGGAAGACAAUCUGGAUCAGAUUAUCAAGGACAUUAACCGCUCUUCAUCUUCUCAUUCCUUGCUGAAGGGAAUCACAGCGGACGAACGGAUGGGUAAUGGCAGCAAUGAUAGCUUUGCAGCCAGUGGAAGCACCAGCAGUGGCGGGAAGUUGAGUAAUUUUAACGGCAUGGGGAGAGUCCAGAUCGAACCCACGACGACCAACUCGUUGGACUUUGAUGUGGAUGAACUGGACGAACUGACGAAAUAUUUUUUGUCGGAGAACGACGCUGCUAUUGUUGUGCAGCGAGAGAUGCAGGCGAACCCGGUUCUUAUGCAGCAGAAUCCUCCAAUGAUGACGCAGAACCCGCAGUUCAAGAAGAUUCACAGUCUUGACUUUGAUUCGGACCACACUAUGACGGGUAGUUCGUCUCGUAGUGGCAUUGUCAUGAGCGAAGUGAAGCUUAAAGACACGGAGAUGGCGGACCCGUUCUUGACGCCUUCAGUGUCUGCGAACCCUGGCAUGAUUGUACCUCCAGGAUCACCAGCACCCGCGAUCAUCGAGAUUCGGACUCAGUUUCUCGAGAAAUACUGGCGUAACGACCGCAAGAAUAUCCAGUGCUUCCCGUAUUGUCCAGAACAUGGUGACUAUUAUCGUGUACGUAUUGAGAACCUGCAGCACCGAUGCAAGGGAGUUUGUCGUGCUCCUGUGAAGGCUCACGUGUCCAUUCCGGCGCCUGCUGGUUCGUCUGUCGUGCAAUCUGGCUUAUUGCUACUGGCACGCUGCAACAGUACGUUUUCUCGCAACAUGACACUGACAGAGCAGCAGCUGCUGACUCUACCGGAGAUGAAGUCCCUUCAAGGAGUCAGUGCCGUCGGUGUAGUGGACAAUUUCGCUGCUCUUGCCUCUGGAGGUGUUCAAUUCGACGUGACUUUUCACCCAGAUGUGUGGAAAUUCGAGUUCGACCUACCGAAGAAGCGUCGUCACGUGCAGAGUUCGAGUCCAGCUGUGUCGACGCAUGGCGCUGAUGAUGGUGUAGACCCGAUGACAGCAGAGUUUCUCUAUUUCUUCGAGAUUGACGUGUUUUACUCGCGUGAAAAGACGAUGUUCGAGCGUCUGGGCCAUACAGAGUCUAUGAACUUCCAGAUUGGCAACACUCGCACAUUGUUACGACAACGCAACAAGAUGGUGGAAGAGAUUAACACCAGUGGAGGACCGCAGGUACGUGCGGGUCAGAACGAUAAUGACAAGUUAGCAGAUGCUGAUGAAUUACCGGAGAAGAAGAGGGUCAAGGUGAACAAGGGACGACACGAGAUGUUGUCGGGCACGUCGUUUAGCGAGGACGGUCUCAGUAGUCGUGGACCCAGCGGCAGCAAACUGUCGAUUGGGUACAUCACUGGUGAGGGCAUUUCGUCGGCGUCCAAGAAGAACUUGCUGGAAGACAAGAGCGCGCCUAUGGAUGUCGAUGGAUACUUCCGAUCGGACUCCAAGGACUCGCUAUUUGACCGCGAAGCAGGCUCGUCAGAUCUCCCGAAAGUCAAGGCUGAUGUGUGGAAGGAUGUGGACGGCGACAGUGAUGACAUGCAGCAGGCUGCUACCUCCGACUACCGUCCGUACGUCUCACCGAAGCAGAAGAGUGGCAAGCUGCAGACUGCGGAAUCUCCAGUGGCGACAGCCAUCCCGGUCAAGCUCAACAUACACGCUCGACCUGCUAUCCCUGCAUCAUCAUCGUCAAAUGAAACGCACAGUCUGCCGAAGCUCCUGGCGUACUCUUUUGUCUGCGUACCGCUGUCUGUUCUCUUCAUUCCAGUGGGCAUUCUGCUGCUCCUUGGGCUCUUAGUGGUGCCGCCCGCUGCUUCGAGUAUCGUCGGUGCACUGGACGCUAUGUCGGACAUGGAGCUGUCUCGUGCGAACAGUAGCUGCAUUUCUAGAGAUCAGCGCAUGGUGCUGAAUCGUCUGGUUGAAGAGAACGUUGACUCAUCUGGGAAGCCAAAGGGAGGUAUGUUCCGCUAUCACAGCAAGGGCGAAGUGUGGGGUAGGAUCUUCUACUAUAGCGGCGCCAAGUUCGUGGUUUCUAUGGUGUCUUUGAUGCCGGCGUUUGUAUUGGCAUUAUUUGCUGGUCUUCUCUAUCCCAUUCGUCCCGUGUCUGCUGCCGUUGCAAAUGCUGCGUGUAGCUGUGCGCUCUGGUCAAGAGAGUACACACGUGAAACUACGGGCAAACCUUUAGCAGGAGCUACGCAGUUCGACGACGUUGUAUGA